Guyanagaster necrorhizus is the source of this 648-nucleotide messenger RNA. RefSeq lists its product as uncharacterized. Lineage: Eukaryota; Fungi; Basidiomycota; Agaricomycetes; Agaricales; Physalacriaceae. The record is from RefSeq and is a predicted model, not a curated record. The transcript has a single exon. The coding region runs from base 238 to 414 and encodes 58 amino acids.
CACUAGGGCGGCACAUGAGAAAAUUGUUGCAGUUGACAGUGGGUGCCAAGGAAUGUGUUUCUACGUUCUAGUAUCUUUCUCGUGAGUUCCCAGACUUCUUUUUGGCCGGGUGUUGAGCAAGUCGUUAGGUAGGACAUGUUCCAUACUCUCUCCACAGUUUCCGCAGUGGGAAUAGUACGCUCUCUCGUGGUAUUCUUGCGCAAAUUUCAGUCAUUUCUCCCCUACUCUGCAUGCAUCAUGCAUAAGCAUCCAGAGGAAAUAACGAGUGCUUCUAUCAAUGUCUUCCGCAGGGCUUUGUACGCCCAACUUUGGGUCAUUGCUUGCAGAAAGGCUCCUGUUAUUCGUAGUGUGGGUUCGCCUUCAAAGUUUAUGGGGUCUUCCUCCCUCCUCCUUCCAUGCUCCUCUGUUUGUUAGGCGGUAUUGUCAUGUCUCUCCGAAGUGCUACUUUUGUCUGUGAACCGUAUGUAAAUGGUAGACUUCCUGGCGCUGAAGGCCAUUUCGAAACCUCAAUGGGUUGGUUCGUUGUCAUAGAAAUUAAUACUUCCGGAGGGAACAAGUGGUCGAUAUUGAUGUUGAUGGGCCUGAUCGGAGGGAAACAUACCGUGUUUAUAUCUGCAGUUAGGUAUUUUUCAUAUCGGAAGACCUGCU